Molecule: messenger RNA, 1305 nt
Organism: Bombus impatiens (common eastern bumble bee)
Lineage: Eukaryota; Metazoa; Arthropoda; Insecta; Hymenoptera; Apidae
Product: putative thiamine transporter SLC35F3
Exons: 7
Coding region: 16-1074 (352 amino acids)
Source: RefSeq, a predicted model, not a curated record
CGAUACGACGUUACCAUGAAAUUUUUAUCUAUAUCUUUUCAGACAGCUUCAUACAAUGCUCCAUUCUUCACAACCUGGUUUUGUACGAAUUGGGAAAUUCUUUACUUCCCAGUUUACUUCAUUUGCCAAUCUGCAAGAAUCAAAUGUAAUACUCCAUCUGAAAUAAUUGCAGAGAGUUUACGAGGUUUCCGCGACAAAGGAUUUACCGGUGGUCGUUUUUUGAUCAGAUGUAGUCUUUUUUGUGGUCUCUGGGUAGUUACAAACUAUAUGUAUAUUUAUUCGCUCAGGAUACUACUAGCUACCGAUGUAAUGGCACUUUUCGCAACCAACGUAUCUUGUGUAUAUUUGUUAUCAUGGGUAAUCCUUCAUGAGCAAUUUGUUGGAGUAAGGAUAGUAGCAGUGAUUUUAUGCAAUACUGGAAUUGCACUUUUAGCGUACAUGGAUGGCAUUACUGGAAGUCCAACGUUAGGUGGCGUUGUUCUGGCAACAUCGGCAGCAGCUGGUUCGGCAGUUUACAAGGUGCUGUUUAAGAAAGUCAUAGGAGAAACAACAUUUGGUCAAAUGUCUUUAUUCUUUUCUCUUAUUGGGUUGUGUAAUGCGGCGUUGUUAUGGCCAAUUUGUUUGGCUCUUUACUUUUCGGGAGCAGAAAGCAUACACUGGGGACGAUUGCCAUGGACGGCAUUACUUUCAGCAAGCAUUUUGCACUUAGUUGCAAACAUGCUUGGUAACUUCAGUAUUGCUCUGACCUACGACCUCUUCAUUACGCUAGGAUUGAUCACCGCUGUACCUGUAUCUGCUGCAUUGGAUGUUCUUUUAUACGGAGCCCAUUUCAUGGGGAUGAAAUUGGCAGGAAUGAUUUUUAUAGCAGUCGGCUUCUUUCUCGUGAUGUUUCCAGAUAAUUGGCCAGAUUAUAUAACCAGGCUGCUUCGAAAUAUAGUCCUCAUGAGUCACAGUUCGAGAUGGAGUAGAAGACACGGACACGGCGUAUCAGGAGGCACGCAACGCGACGUGAUCGAUUAUCGCACGGGUUACAUAAAAUCACACCUUCGUUCACCGUCGGGAAGAGUUCGGUGACUAGGUGUACUAUCGCUUCAAUUACAGGUAGAAUUGAUUUGCCAAAGAAAUAAUGUAUGGACUUUCACAACGUUAACAUUUUAAUCGGAAAGGUCCCAAAGAAUGAAUGCCGGUAAUAACAAAUACGGUAAGCAAUAUCGGAAGGGAUUCUUCGUUGCAAUAAAAGUUCGUUCCAAUUUUUUUUUUUAUUGCAUUUGUCUUUCAGAAUACUAAUAAAAGAAGUUAAAAGAA